Fukomys damarensis (Damara mole-rat) is the source of this 636-nucleotide messenger RNA. RefSeq names its product histone H2A type 1. The transcript has a single exon. Gene Ontology annotation, cellular component: nucleosome. Gene Ontology annotation, molecular function: DNA binding; structural constituent of chromatin; protein heterodimerization activity. The record is from RefSeq and is a predicted model, not a curated record. NCBI's taxonomy places the organism in Eukaryota, Metazoa, Chordata, Mammalia, Rodentia, Bathyergidae. The coding region runs from base 1 to 366 and encodes 121 amino acids.
AUGUUGCGGGCAAAGGCUAAGUCCCGCUCCUCCCGCGCGGGCCUGCAGUUCCCAGUGGGCCGAGUGCAUCGGCUGCUGCGGAAAGGCAACUACGCCGAGCGCGUGGGCGCCGGCGCCCCGGUGUACCUGGCGGCCGUGCUGGAGUACCUGACGGCCGAGAUCCUGGAGCUGGCGGGCAACGCGGCGCGCGACAACAAGAAGACGCGCAUCAUCCCGCGCCACCUGCAGCUGGCCAUCCGCAACGACGAGGAGCUCAACAAGCUGCUGGGCAAGGUGACGAUCGCGCAGGGUGGCGUGCUGCCCAACAUCCAGGCUGUGCUGCUGCCCAAGAAGACCGAGAGCCACCACAAGGCGAAAGGCAAAUAAGUAGUUAAAAAGCAGAAAGUGUUACAACCUCCUUUAGUCCUUUAGACCCAAAGGCUCUUUUCAGAGCCAUCCACAUUUUCAAGUAAAAGAGCACGUGGCAGAAAACAGGGUGAAGUCUAAAGAUUCUGAACAUUCGGCCAACUUUUAUUAAAGCUUUACCUGCAAGAAUCCAUGUAGGGGCUUGGAAGUUAGCUCAGGGGUUCCCCGCCUGCCUCCCAAGUAAAAAGUCCCAAAUUUGAUCCCCGGUACAAAAAAAAAUAAUACUCCCUC